Molecule: messenger RNA, 1120 nt
Organism: Polypterus senegalus (gray bichir)
Lineage: Eukaryota; Metazoa; Chordata; Cladistia; Polypteriformes; Polypteridae
Product: protein FAM3D-like
Exons: 11
Coding region: 303-986 (227 amino acids)
Source: RefSeq, a predicted model, not a curated record
CUCAGGUGGGCUGGCUCGCUUUCCUUCCUUGUUGUCACCACCCGUGACGUUCUGUUCCUGUCAAACAGGUCACAGUGAGUGAAGCAGCAGAGGCAUUUGGAGCGGCAGUUGUCCAGGCAGUCGGAGACGGGGGACUCGACAGCCCCCUUUUGAGAAGUAAAGGACGAGUCGCUCUCACUCCUUUGUUGAGGACCUUAUGAAUGAGAUGGUUGAAGAAGCAUCAUUAACAUUAGUUGAUGGAGCAGAGCAUUCUGUAUAAAACAUAAAUAAAUAAAACGGGGACAAGUUGUAUCGCAACUAACAUGAGACUCCGAGAGGGACUCUUCAUCCUGCUGAUGCUCUUAAUUCUCGUCAUGGCCUGGCUCUUCAUCAGCAUGUCUGUGCAUCCAAGACACAGCAUCACCCUGCUUCAAAACUUCAUAGGUGGUGGAUCACCCAAAAGAGAGCACGUGACCGCCAAGACUCCCGUCUUCAAAUGCCGAAUGACCACGGAGUGCCCUCCGGAUUAUUAUGCCUUCUAUAUAAAGAGCGGAGCAGCCAACGUGGUUAACCCCAACAUAUGCUUUGAAAAUAAAACGUUGCUAAGUGGUCCGCUCGGAAAUGCUGGCAGUGGAAUGAACAUCGCUGUUCUGAACAGUAUAACGGGAGAAGUGAUGAAUACAGGAUCCUUUGACAUGUACUCUGGAGAUCCCGCGGAAUUGCUGAAGUACCUUAAGCAGAUUCAGCCUGAAACUUUUAUUUUAGCCGCUUCUGCAGAUGACAUCGGGACCAAAAUGAAUGAUGAAAUCAGGGACAUCCUUACGAGCUUUGGAAGUAAAUUUAUUAAGUCGGUGAAGUUCAGGGAUAAUUGGAUUUUUGUGGGAGCACCGAAAAUAAAGGGCACCUCGCCGUUUGAACAGCACCUGGAAAAUAAUAAGGAAACCAACAAAUACGACGGCUGGCCUGAGAUGCUGGAAAUGAACGGCUGCAUCCCAAAAGCGUUUUAGACAAUUUUUUUCUUUUGCACGAAGGCAAGGGGGUUGGUGUGAAAUGUGCUAAAAUAACCGAGGCUCCAAAAUAAGAAUUUUUUUGAAUUGUUCUUAUUAUUCAUGGAGGCUUCCACCAUUCCUAUUAAUAUAUA